AAACUAACAAAGCAAAGAGUAGGUAGGUAACAAAGUAUUUAAAAUGGAUAUCGACUCAAGUUCUGUUGGUAAUUACGACCAUCUAUAUAAUGAAUUGUUACAACGAGAUCAACAGGAACAACUAGCAAGCGCUACCCUCACAUCCGAGAUACUAUCGAAACUUAACGUCACACCAGAUAAACUACCACAAAAAGCACAACAAAUACUUCAUCAGUGUGCUAUUAAACAAACGGAAUUUAACCAAAAUCUAAACCCUAUUUCCAUAUCACUGCUAACAUCGAAAGAUCUCUCUGAAAGACUGCAAGAUGAAUAUGAGAUACUAAAACUGAAACAAAUGAAUGCAACACUGCAAGUGAAAAUAGACCGUAAUAACAAGUUUAUAGAGGAGUUAAGGGACGAAUUGGAAUGCUCCAGGAAAUCGUUGGCUCAGCAGAAUCCGAACCCGGAAAACAUACACGAUCAUAUAAGGCAGUUGAAACAGAAAUUGGUUUCGUAUGAAGAGAGCUGUGAAAAUGCGAAGACUAAAUACGAAAGUCUCUCCGUACCAGACGCCAUCUUGCCCAAAGCGCUGACGUCACUAGUCACCACAUUGGCGACGCUAAAGGAAGAAGCCACCUCAUUGAAGCAGCGAGCUGAUGAUGUGGUGCUGAUGAAUAAGACAAGGGAUACUUUGAGGAUGAUCAGAUAGGAAUAUGGAAAAUAGAAUAGAUCAGGCAUGGAGCAGUAGCCUAUAAGCAUGGAAAAAAUAUGGGACCACGUUAGAUUAAGCUUGUGCUGUUGUAAAAUAUUAUAAAUUAUAUGCCAAUAUUUUGAAUGCCGGCCGUAAUUAGUUGGUAUUUUGUCAUGAAGAAAGCUUUAAUAUUUUA
Molecule: messenger RNA, 866 nt
Organism: Colias croceus (clouded yellow)
Lineage: Eukaryota; Metazoa; Arthropoda; Insecta; Lepidoptera; Pieridae
Exons: 3
Coding region: 44-688 (214 amino acids)
Source: RefSeq, a predicted model, not a curated record